Molecule: messenger RNA, 6626 nt
Organism: Limanda limanda (common dab)
Lineage: Eukaryota; Metazoa; Chordata; Actinopteri; Pleuronectiformes; Pleuronectidae
Gene: clasp2
Product: cytoplasmic linker associated protein 2
Exons: 41
Coding region: 666-5168 (1500 amino acids)
Biological process (GO): mitotic spindle assembly
Cellular component (GO): microtubule organizing center; mitotic spindle; cytoplasmic microtubule
Molecular function (GO): microtubule binding
Source: RefSeq, a predicted model, not a curated record
CCGCCUUCUGCCCUCACUGCACCGGGAUUAAGGAGAAACCAGUCACCGCAGGACCGGAGCUGCGUCCCGCUCGUAGAAGUUUUUGUGCGAGUUUCCCGCGGAAUGAGUCGACAGCUGCGGCUCGGCAGACUUUACCAGCCCGUGGAUAUGGAAUAGCGGGUUGGAGAGGAGCCCGGCGCCAGGCCUGUGGAUAUCCACCGUUAGCCGGCGGAGCUAGCUGAUAGGAGGCGGUCUGCCCUUGUUUGGGGCGCUGUGCUAACUAGCUAGGUGCUAUUUUUGUUAGCAUCACAGAUAGCCAACCAUCGCUGCUAGCUUGUUUUGAUGCGGACACAUUGAGGGGAGCUGCCGGUGUCCGUCACAUUUACCGCUUUCUCUGAACUUUGUGGAAGUUUGAAGCUAACAGUGGAAGCUAGCAUUGUUUUGCUAAGGAGGCACCGAGCUAGGUAUGAGUCCUACAAAGUUUAGCUUUUGUUUUGGUUGGUGUUAAACGAAUCAGUUUUGACAAGAGGCUUCACGUUGCAGACCUGCCCGUUCAUCACCUCUGCUCAUCCAAGGGGACUUGAGCUCCACUUAUCGUUCGGUCCUUCACAACCCGACCCACCGACCACUGUCUCCUGUCUGCGGCCCCGGCUCCAGCGGCUGGCCCCCUCGGCCCCGAGUGCCCGAUGGAGGACAUGGAGUACUUUUACCAGCAGGUCCUGCAGAAGGACGUCACCCGCCGGCUGCAGGUCGGUCAGGACCUCGUGGAAUACCUGAGCGACCCGCAGCGCUCCGCGGACGUGGAGCAGGACAAACCCCGGCUGGAUAAGACCAUGGACGAGCUGGCGGGAUGGGUGAACUCCAGCAAUUUCAAGGUGACCUUGAUGGGGAUAGACAUCGUUAGCGCAUUCGUGGAGCGCCUGGGAGAGCGGUUCAAAGGAUACCUGUCCACAAUUGUACCAUCUCUAGUGGACAGGCUGGGUGAUGGGAAGGACCAGGUCAGGGAAAACAGCCAAGCUCUUAUCCUUCGCUGCAUGGAGCAGUCCGCCUCGCCCAUGUACGUCUGGGAAAGGCUUCUUCCUGGUUUUAAACAUAAAAACUUCCGCAGUCGAGAAGGAGUCUGCUUCUGUCUCAGUGCGACGCUCAACACGCAUGGAGCUCAGCAGCUGAGCCUCAGUAAACUAGUUCCUCAUCUCUGCUCUCUGACUGGAGACCAGAACCCACAGGUGCGUGAGGCCUCCAUAACAACAUUGGUGGAUGUCUAUCGUCACGUUGGAGAGAAGGUCCGAGCAGACGUAGGAAAGAGAGGCCUGCCUGCUGCACGGUUACAGACGAUAUUCACUCGUUUUGAUGAAGCCUUGAAUUCAGGCAACAUGGCUCUCAGCCCCAGUCACGAUCGUAAUUUUGACGAUGACGACAGUGUGGACGGGAAUCAUUCUUCCUCAGCCCAGGCUGCAUUCAAGGUCCCCAAAGUUCCAAAGAAGCCUGCAGAGUCCUCGGCUGCACGCAGACCCAGUGCUACUGGUGGCAAGCUAGUUUCUAAAGAAAGUGCCGGAGCAGUUGAUGAAGAUGAUUUUAUUAAAGGCUUCACCGACGUCCCUCCAGUCCAGAUCUACUCAGCAAGGGAUCUUGAGGACAACCUCAAUAAGAUCCGUGAGAUUUGCUCCGAUGACAAACACGACUGGGACCAGAGAGCCAAUGCUAUGAAAAAGAUCCGCUCUCUGCUUGUGGCGGGCGCAGCCGACUACGACUGUUUUUACCAGCACCUACGGCUACUGGAUGGAGCUUUCAAACUGUCAGCGAAAGACCUGCGCUCGCAAGUGGUUCGAGAGGUCUGCAUCACUGUGGGCCACCUUUCAAUGGUGUUGGGGAAUAAAUUUGACCAUGGAGCGGAAGGCAUCGUUCCCGUCCUUUUCAACCUCAUCCCCAAUUGCGCCAAAGUCAUGGCCACCUCUGGUGUGUCGGCUAUUCGCAUCAUCAUACGGCACACACAUGUCCCGAGGCUCAUCCCCCUGAUAACCAGUAACUGCACAUGCAAGUCUGUGGCCGUAAGAAGGCGCUGUUAUGAUUUCUUGACCCUUCUGCUGCUGGAAUGGCAAACCCACUCUCUAGAGAGGCACACAGCGGUUCUGGUUGAAAGCAUCAAGAAGGGAAUUAGAGAUGCUGACUCAGAGGCCAGAGUGGAGGCCCGCAAGGCCUACUGGGGUUUGAGGAACCGAUUUCCAAACGAGGCUGACGCUCUCUACAACUCCUUAGAGCCAUCUUACCAGAAGACCCUUCAGUCCUGCCUGAAGAGUUCCGGCAGUGUGGCCUCUCUUCCCCAGAGUGACCGGUCCUCAUCUUCCUCUCAAGAGAGCCUUAAUCGGCCUCUUCCUUCAAAAUGGUCUGCAGCUCCAGGGCGAGUCCCUGCGGGUUCAAAGGGUGGGCUGUCGUCGGCCUCCCUGCAGCGUUCCCGUAGCGACGUGGAUGUAAACGCGGCAGCAUUGGCUAAGCACCGGCAAGUCGGACAGGCCAGGGGCUCGGGUCGCCUGACCCCUGGCUCCUACUCCUCACUGGGGACCAGGUCAGACAAUGGCCGUGUACGUACCAAGCAGCCGCUGUCCACUGCGAGCAGCGUGCCCAGCCAAGUGGACUCGAGAGGACGCAGCCGCGCCAAGAUGGUCUCCCAGUCGCAACCUGGCAGUCGGAGUGGUUCACCCGGUCGCGUGCUGACGAGUACGGCCCUGAGCACCAUGAGCUCCGGGGCCCACAGGGUGCUGGCUGGGGUCGGCAGUGAAGGAAAAAGACGCAGCCGCAUCCCCCGCAGCCAGGGCUGCUCCAGAGACUCCUCCCCCACUCGUCUGUCUGUUGCUCCUUCCAGCAUUAGUUCCAUCUACAACGGUGCGAGUAGAGGAGCUCGGGGCAGUCGUAUCCCUCGGCCCAGUAUGAGUCAGGGCUGCAGCAGAGAGGCCAGCAGGGAGAGCAGCCGGGACACCAGCCCCAUACGCUCCUUCACUCCACUUGGUUCAUCUCUUGGCAUCAGUCAGUCCAGUCGUCUCUCGUCUUCAGUCAGUGCCAUGAGGGUCCUCAACCCAGGCUCAGAUGUAGAAGAGGCUCUCGCAGAUGCACUAAAGAAGCCAGCCCGGCGGCGGUACGAGAACUACAGCAUGUACUCCGACGACGACGCCAACAGCGAUGCGUCCAGCGCCUGUUCGGAAAGGUCCUAUAGCUCCAGAAACGGAGGAGCAAUCCCGACCUACAUGAGACAGACAGAAGACGUGGCUGAGGUGCUGAAUCGCUGUGCCAGUGCCAACUGGUCUGAGAGGAAGGAGGGGCUGUUAGGUCUCCAGGCUCUGCUCAAGAACCAACGCACCCUCAGUCGGGUGGAGUUAAAGAGACUGUGUGAAAUCUUUACUCGGAUGUUUGCAGACCCUCACAGUAAGCGAGACUGCGGCAGAGUGUACGGCACGGCAGAAUCCGGUAUAAGCUCAGCCUCCUUCAAGAGAGUGUUCAGUAUGUUCCUGGAGACCCUGGUGGACUUCAUCCUGGUCCAUAAGGAGGACCUGCAGGACUGGUUGUUCGUCCUGCUCACACAGCUGCUGAAGAAGAUGGGAGCCGAUCUGCUGGGCUCCGUACAGGCCAAAGUUCAGAAAGCCCUGGAUGUCACACGGGAGUCUUUCCCCAACGACCUCCAGUUUACUAUUCUGAUGAGAUUUACUGUCGACCAGACACAGACGCCCAACCUCAAGGUAAAGGUGGCCAUUCUGAAGUACAUCGAGACGCUGACGUUACAGAUGGAAGUUCAAGACUUUGUGAACUCCAGUGAGACUCGGCUGGCCGUCUCCCGCAUCAUCACCUGGACGACUGAACCCAAGAGCUCUGACGUCAGAAAGGCAGCGCAGUCGGUGCUAAUCUCCCUGUUCCAGCUCAACACACCAGAGUUCACCAUGCUGCUGGCAGCUCUGCCCAAAACUUUUCAGGACGGAGCCACCAAGCUGCUUCAAAACCAUUUGAAGAACUCGGGCAACGCUGCACAGGCAACCAUGGGCAGCCCCUUAACACGCCACACCCCCCGAUCUCCAGCCAGCUGGUCCAGUCCAGUCACUUCCCCCACCAACACCUCCCAGAACACCCCAUCACCAAGUGCUUUUGACUACGACACUGAAAACAUGAACUCGGAGGACAUCUACAGCUCGCUGAAAGGUGUCACUGAAGCCAUCCAGAACUUCAGCGUCCGCAGCCAGGAAGACAUGAAUGAACCAGUCCAACGGCGGGAGGGAGACGAGAGUGGCAGCGGGACAGACAGCAGAGGAUCGGACAUGAUGGACGGUGGCGGCCGCAUGGCUCUGGACAACAAGACCUCCCUCCUCAACACCCCCCUGCUCUCCUCCAGCCCCAGAGGAGCCCGCGAUCACUUCUCCGAUUCCCCGUUUAAACACAGCCGCAAAGACACUAGCAUGGACGACUCGGAGCUUCUCACCGACGAAAGCAGUCUGGACCAGUCAGAGCUGGUGGCCGAGCUGCUGAAGGAGUUGUCGAAUCACAACGAGCGCAUAGAGGAGAGGAAGUCGGCGCUGUGUGAGCUGAUCAAGCUGAUUCGUGAAAACACCCUGCAGGUGUGGGAUGAGCAUUUCAAGACCAUCCUGCUGCUCCUGCUCGAGACGAUGGGGGACAGAGAGCAUGGGAUCCGAACACUGGCUCUGCGGGUGCUGAGGGAGAUUCUCUGCAAGCAGCCCUGGAGGUUCAAGAACUACGCAGAGCUCACGAUCAUGAAGGCCCUGGAGUCUCACAAAGACCCUCACAAGGAGGUGGUCCGAGCAGCAGAGGAGACGGCAGCCAUGUUGGCGUUGUCCAUCAGUCCAGACCAGUGUAUCAAGGUGUUGUGUCCCAUCAUCCAGUCGGCCGACUACCCCAUCAACCUGGCUGCCAUCAAGAUGCAGUCCAAAGUGGUGGAGAGGAUUCCCCGAGAGGGCCUGAUGAGCCUGCUGCCAGAAAUCGUGCCAGGACUCAUACAGGGUUAUGACAACUCUGAGAGCAGUGUGAGGAAAGCCUGUGUGUUCUGCUUGGUGUCCGUUUACGCGGUGAUCGGAGAGGACCUCAAACCGCACCUCAACCAACUCUCCAGCAGCAAGCUGAAGCUGCUGAAUCUGUACAUUAAGCGUGCCCAGUCCGGCUCCAGCGGCGGCGAGCCCCCCACUGAUGGCCUAUAGGAGACACCGCACCCUCCCACAGGGCAACCAUAGAACUGCAACUCUUCCUACCAAACAUGAGACACCUGCUCCUGUGCUUACAUCCACACAGACCAACAACGAAAACAUCCUAACACUCUCUCACAUGAGCCAAACUGCUUACAUCUACACGUACGCUUACACUCUGGACAGCAGAGUGACACAAACACACCACGCACACACACACACUAAAGCAAAGGCACACACAUCUACUGCCACACUGCAGGAUGGAAGUUGUGGUGCAGAGGAGAUGAUCGUCAGGAGUUCUCCACCCUGAUAUCUGACUUAAUGACAUGAAAUUCCACCCAGGCUUGUCCGUAGAUCACUGAAGGAUGAAGAUAUGAAAUGUCCGUCCUCUCCACUCUCCAUUAUAACUCCAACACAACAGCAUCUCCUCUGAACAACAUCUUGAUGUCAACAGGAAGAGGUGCAUCUGCAUGGUUCUCAUUUUUCUAACCCGGGGGGGGGAGGAUGUAAUAUUCAUCAAACAGCACUGAGACGAACAAACCGGUGCCGUCUAUGUUUCCUUUGUGAACAGUGAGUAACUGGGGCCAGAUAGAAAGGAAUGUAAAUUUGCAUUGUGUCAUAGUUUGAUUUAAUCGAUGAGGUUUUACUGCAGCUGUUUUUAAUAUCUGAAGGGUUUCUUUUCUCUCGUGCACACACACACACACACACACACACACACACACACACACACACACACAGACACAGGUUCUCUUUCAAAAAGGUGCUUAUGAGCCAAAACAGGUACGACCGACCAACCCAGCACAGGAUCUCAUGUCUGUGGAUCAUGCCUGCUCAUAGCUAAUACAGUACAUAGGCAGAUCCCAAAGUGUAGGAGGCGUCAUGUGCUUGGAUAUGCAUGAGACUAAAUUUCAAAAGAACCUAACUUUUUAUCCGGGUCCUGUUGACUGUCAGAAUAGUGCGACUGAGGUUUUAAAUUGAUGUGAAAAUGUCCGGCCCUUUCAGAUAUCUCCAUGGUGUGGUCCAUUUCUCCCAGCUCAUCGUGGAUCAGUCCAUGGGUGCGUGCUGCUUUUACUACAUGAAGUAUGAUAGGACAUGGCUUAUUAUCGCAUAGUGGAUAUCGAUAUAUAUAUGUGUAUCUAUAUAUGAUAUUAAAAAGGAUUACUCGGUAACAGUGACACCCAGGGGAGGUUGCACGCACGCACCUGUGCCCAUCCUUGUUUUUAAUUUUUUCUCUGUUGCGCGUGCCGUAGUCUGUCUCUCUUUCUCUCUCAUACUUAUUUUUCUCUGCUGAGAAAAUUGUAGAAAUGUAUUAUUUACAGCUCUGAAAAAAACAGUUGUCACAUCACCUUUUUCUCUCCCCUCCGCUUCAUUGUGUUUUUCUUUCCUUCCUCUUGUAACAUUCUAGUUUUCACUGUUGUGUUUCCUCCUGUGCAUUUACAAAGCUGUGCUUACAAUAAAAUAAAGAACUUGUAC